This is a messenger RNA of Hevea brasiliensis (rubber tree), 2364 nucleotides long. RefSeq names its product cuscuta receptor 1-like. The record is from RefSeq and is a predicted model, not a curated record. The annotation marks the transcript as partial. Lineage: Eukaryota; Viridiplantae; Streptophyta; Magnoliopsida; Malpighiales; Euphorbiaceae. Gene Ontology annotation, molecular function: protein binding. The transcript has a single exon.
UUAGGUUUAUGCGAGUUAAAACAUCUUCAAAGGCUAUAUAUGAGCAACAAUGAUCUCAGUGGCACUUUACCUUUAUGUCUAGCAAAUUUAACAUCCCUUCAACUGUUAGAUCUAUCUUCCAAUCACUUCAUCGGAAAUAUCUCCUUGUCUCCCCUGGGUAACCUCACAUCCAUGCACACAUUAGAUCUUUCAUGGAACCUGCUCCAAAUCCCAAUCUCUCUUCUGCCAUUUUUCAACCUUUCAAAGCUCAAGCACUUGGAUUGUUAUGAGAAUGAAAUAUAUGCAGAUAUAGAUGUGCCUACUCUGACACCAAAAUUUCAACUACGGACCCUAGAUUUGUCAGGUCAAGGAGAUGGCGGAGUGUUUCCCAAGUUCUUCUACUAUCAGCAUAAAUUAGAAUAUGUUGAUAUGUCAAAUAUUAAAAUGAAGGGAGAGUUUCCACAUUGGUUGAUCAGGAACAACACAAAAUUAUACACACUUUACUUGCACAACUCUUCUCUUUCGGGGCCUCUCCAAUUGCCAAUUCAUUCCCAUGUGUAUUUUUCAGACUUAGACAUCUCUGACAACUACUUCAAUGGCUCUAUUCCAACAGAAAUUGGAGUAUGUUUUCCAAGUUUAAAUUUUCUAAACUUGUCUGGAAAUGGUCUCACUGGUGGCAUUCCUUCAUCAUUUGGCAAAAUGAGUCAACUGACAGAAUUAGACUUGUCCAACAAUCGACUAUCAGGCAUAAUACCCCAAGACUUGAUUGUUGGAUGCAAUUCAUUGGGUCAUCUCAUUCUUUCAAACAACAAUUUGCAAGGCCAGAUAUUCCCAAAGCAGGCUACUUGCAAAGAAUUGAUUCGAUUAUUGUUGGAUGGCAAUCAAUUCACUGGAAGUAUCCCAUAUAGCAUAAGUAAUUGCACAAUGUUGAAAAUGUUGGACGUGAGUUAUAAUCGUCUCUUUGGUAGCAUCCCUGGUUGGAUAGGGAAUAUAACUUCUCUUAAUAUCUUGGAUCUGUCAGAGAACAGUUUCUUUGGAAACCUGCCAUCUAGCUUUGUCCCUCCAUGGAUCAGUGAAGUUUAUCUAUCAAAAAAUAGGCUACAAGGACCGUUGACGAAUGCAUUUUAUGGUUGUUCUGAAUUAAAAAUAUUGGAUCUUAGUCACAACGAUUUCACUAAAAGGAUUCCAGAAUGGAUUGGCAAUUUUUCAACAUUGACCUAUCUUCUUUUGGGUUAUAAUAGACUUGAAGGUGAAAUACCAAUUCAGUUGUGCCACUUGUUCAAAUUAAGAUUGGUUGAUUUUUCUAAUAAUAAUCUUUCUGGUCCUGUUCCCCCUUGCAUAAGCCUUCGUAGGUAUUCUGGUGACGGAAUUAGGUACUUGCGUCCUCCUAUAGGUUCUAUGACUCAACCUUUGGAGGUUACAACAAAGAAUGCAUUGCGUUAUUUCCAAGGAAGCAUUCUCAGGCUCAUGUCAGGACUCGAUCUGUCCUGCAACAAUUUGACAGGUGAAAUUCCUGUUGAAAUAGGAAAUCUUGACAAAAUCCAGCUGUUAAACCUGUCCCAUAACAAGUUGACGGGAUUGAUUCCACAAUCAUUUUCAAACCUAACGCAAAUUGAGAGCUUGGAUCUUUCCUAUAACAACUUGAAUGGCAAAAUCCCUCAACUCACUCAACUAAAUUUUCUAGCAGUCUUCAGUGUAGCGCACAACAAUUUAUCUGGCAGGACACCUGAGAUGGUUGCGCAAUUUGCGACAUUCGAGAAUAGUAGCUAUGAGGGAAACCCUUUCCUUUGUGGACCUCCACUGUCUAAAAGUUGCUUUUCUUCAUCAAUAAUGCCAAGAUUUUCGGAGGAGGAUAAAAAAUAUCAUAAAAAGGAUGGUGGCUUUGUGGACAUUGAUGCUUUCCAUGUGAGUUUUCUGAUUUCUUAUGCCAUAGUGUUGUUGACCAUAGCAGCCGUUUUGUACAUAAAUCCACAUUGGCGAAGAGCAUGGUUCUAUAUGAUAGAGUUGAGCCUCACCAACUUCUACUAUUUUCUGGUGGACAAUAUUCCUUUUGUGUUUAGAUGCUAUUGAAGCCUGGGUCUGCUAUGUACUUUAGAAACCAUGGGUCUGCUAUGAGUCAGCUGAGUUUGUGUUGUAGUUGUGUAAGCUGGGAAGGUUGCAGAAUAAUGAGCUGAAGCUGAUUGCAGAUCAUCAUUUAUUACUUGUUUCUGUCAGUCAGUUAGAUGAGCUAUAAACAUAGCUUGUUGACUUUGCAACUUCCUAUGUACUCUGGUGUGCUGUUCAUUUCUUGAAUGAGAAGUAGUCACUCUGCAAGCCUGCUCAAGAUUUAUAGUACUGUAAGUUUGAAUAUUUGUCUAAAAAUGAAAUUAAGAUAAAUUACAUUUA